Messenger RNA from Aspergillus pseudotamarii, 727 nucleotides. RefSeq lists its product as uncharacterized. The transcript has a single exon. The record is from RefSeq and is a predicted model, not a curated record. The coding region runs from base 209 to 631 and encodes 140 amino acids. Lineage: Eukaryota; Fungi; Ascomycota; Eurotiomycetes; Eurotiales; Aspergillaceae.
GAGAAGCCCUGCAGUACUAGUUUAAAGCCGCUGCCAAUCAGAUGCCCAGAUUGGCAGCCUGCAUCACAGUUCAGCUGAGGAGGUACAAAGUGAUCCACAGUGAAAACCAGAUAAGGUAGGUCUUGUUUGUGCUAUGGUUCAACUGUCUGUCCUAGUAUGUACGCUUUCUCCAAACAGCCUGGUUUGACAUUAGAGAUCGUCGUUGAUUAUGAAGUGUGUGAUGUUACCGUCUGUCCGAUGCAAGGCGAUCGACUCGACAAUUUUUUUUUUUUUUUGUUUUACUCUUUUGGGUUGCCGAUUUCUCGGGAUUUGCUUCAUUCUCUUUGUGCUCGACCUGGUUCGGAGUUCUCCUACGCAAGGAAUUCUUCCUCAACAUAUUUUUACCCUUUCCAGGAACCCGAGGUUCGUGACUUGGAGUCUCGAAUGUUGUUAUGUAUCUUCCUUUCCACCCUACUGUGUUCAGACUUGUGUAGUUGGGGGGCUAAGAAUUUUACAGAUUAAGAAGUAUCUUCCCCUGGAAUCUAUGACAGUACUCUCGACUAAUCUGAUGAUUCUGGAUGGCUAUGGAGCUCGUACAUCAUUCAAACGGACACUCCGGGCACUCUGGCAUCAUGAAUUCAGUCUAAAAUAGAUAGAUCAUGUGCACUGACCCAUUCGGUAGAUAUAAUUUCUGAUGCUUGACAUGUUCUCAUCUUUAAAAUCGGUCAGUUCUUCAUUGCAUGCGAUG